CCGGGAAAGCGAUGGCGGCGAGAGCGAGAUCUGCUCCGACUUUGUGUCCCUGAGCAAUGGCCUGGAGGUGAACCCAGAGCUGGCCCUGAGGUGGCCCUGAGAAGAAGUGGAAGGCAGAGGUGGUGCUGAGGCAGGAGAGCCCCGUGCUGGGGAAGAGGCUGAGCUGGGACUGCCCAGCAGCGAGAAGGUGCUGUGUGCAUGCCCUGUGUGCCAGGAUUUGUCCUUCCCAAAGCUUGGGUGGAUGGAGGAGGAGGAUUUGAGGAAGAGGAAAAGGCUGCGGGCCCCCCAGGCAGGUGAGGAGGAAGUCAGUGCCCCUUUGGCCCUUUCUUGUGGUGCCUGUGGGGGCCAAAUUUGGGGGGGAUGUGCUUGGCCUUCCCUCUGGGCCUGAGGCAAAUCCCCUGCCUGUCCUUCUUCCUUCCUGCCCCAGGCCCCGAGCUGAGGACGGAGAGCACGGAGGACAAAUCCCCCCGGCAGAGCCUGGUGGGAGAGGCCGUUUUGAAGGGCUGCCCGGUGCAGGAAGGCAGCGGGGAGGAAAAGGCCUGGAGAUGCAAAGCCAGCCCAGGGAGCUCUGAGGAGGAAAGACCCGUCCUGUGCCAGGAAGGCGGCCGGAGCUUGAGCCGGAGCUCCGAGCUGGUGGUCCCUGAGCAGCCUCCCAGCAGGGAGAAGCCCUUCAGGUGCUUGGAAUGUGGGAAGAGCUUCAGCCAGAGCUGGAACCUCCUCACCCACCAGCACAUCCACACUGGGGAACGGCCCUACACGUGUAGGGAAUGUGGGAAGAGCUUUAGGGACAGCUCCUACCUCCGUUCCCACCAGCUCAUCCACACUGGGGAAUGGCCCUACAAGUGCUUGGAAUGUGGGAAAAGGUUUCGGACAAGCUCCAAUCUCCUCCUGCAUGAGCGGAUACACACAGAUGAGAGGCCCUUCUGCUGCACCGACUGCGGGAAGGGCUUCAACCGAAAAUUCACCCUCGUCACCCACCGGCGCAUCCACACCGGGGAGAGGCCCUACAAGUGUGGGGAGUGUGGGAAGAGCUUCACCUGCAGCUCUGCCUUGAACAGACACCAACGGACCCACCAGUAAGGGAAGCCCUACGAGUGCCUGGACUGCGGGACGAGCUUUGGCCGCUGCUCCCACCCUGAAUGACCCCCUGAUGGUGAGGGAACCCCUGGAGUCCAGUGACUGUUGAUCCCUCCCUUUCUACCAGAAAGGGUCAGUCCCCUUUGCCAGGGGCAGGUUCUGCCAACAGAACCCUUCUUGGGGGGUGUGUGGAGAUUCCUGCCUUGGCUGGGACCCCCCAAGGUCACUGCUGGAGGUUGAGAGCAGAGAUCUCCCCACGAGCGUUGUUCUGGGGGAGUUCCAUCCCUCUCUAAUUCAUAAUUCUUGCUUUGCUGCCAGCUUGAGUAGAAUUGCUUCAACAGUUGCUUUAGUGUAGAGCACUGUCCCAUCUUAUCCUGUACUACUGGUAGUUUUGGUGUUUCUGUUGUGCAGUAAAUAAUUCUGAUGAA
Molecule: messenger RNA, 1505 nt
Organism: Myiozetetes cayanensis
Lineage: Eukaryota; Metazoa; Chordata; Aves; Passeriformes; Tyrannidae
Product: gastrula zinc finger protein XlCGF49.1-like
Exons: 3
Coding region: 361-1080 (239 amino acids)
Source: RefSeq, a predicted model, not a curated record